Molecule: messenger RNA, 1014 nt
Organism: Pestalotiopsis fici W106-1
Lineage: Eukaryota; Fungi; Ascomycota; Sordariomycetes; Amphisphaeriales; Sporocadaceae
Exons: 5
Coding region: 1-1014 (337 amino acids)
Source: RefSeq, a predicted model, not a curated record
AUGAUCUCCAUCAUUGGCGAGACGGGCUCGGGCAAGAGCACCUUGAUUGCAGCCAUGGUUCGAAUGCUCGCACCGGUUGCACAUGGCGAAUAUUUGGUGCCUGUCUCUGGUGCCGAUACAGAUAGCUUUGACUUUACGAGCAGCGAUGUUCACAUAUUUGCUGGCCCAAGAACCUGCGAGACGGAGCAUCCUCGUCUCGUUGUCGGCUGUGAAGGAUUUCCUGCAACAGACAAGCCGAUUGCUCGCCAGCUCUUGGCACAAGCACAGAAACCCCAAACACUGCAGCCCCUGACCGACGGCACUAUGCGGAAGCCCAGCACGAAUAGAUCGGUCGAAGAAACCAUCGCUGACCAUACGAGCACCGCGUCUGACCGAAUCCCUCUGGGAGGGGGUCAGACAACUCUAGAACAUCUCACGAUAUCCUGCAAGAAAUGUUCAAGUGGGCCAAAGAUGAACGCUGGCAUGCCCAGCGCCUUGGCCUCCGUCAAUCAAGCCACGACAAGUCUCCUUGGAAACUUUGAGCGAUCUACGCGCUUCACCGAGCUUCGACGGAGAUGGAGGUCUCGAGGGAAAGAGAUCCCCACGGCAGAAGAGCUCAUACUAUGCUACUAUGAUUCCUUUCGUGUUAUCUCUAUUCCACAGUACACUGCUACUCCCCCGACCACUGUGAAGAAGACGUCGGAUCAGAUCAAGACACUGUACAAAGAAUUAAUACACAUGUCGGAGCGCAUACGGAGUAAGAGGCAGCUUGUUAAUAUGGAGCUAGAUGUCGUCAAUGUGAAUGUUUAUUUCAAACGAGCCUUGAUAAAAUUGGGCCGCGACUACGACAUUGGUGUCAUGGCCAGUCUUGCAAAGAAACGCAACUUCGACAGAAGUCAAACAGUUGGCGGAGAAGCAAUGCAGGUGCACCAGAUGAUUUCUUAUAUCGCUGUCUGUAUUUUGGCACAAAUUGGCGACCAUACGAAGCUCAGAAACGCAAAAACGACCUCGUGGAUGAAGCCAGGCGUGGUCUAG